CAGACGUACUGCAGUGAUGUUGUGUAACGUCUGUUUAUGUCCGUGUUUAAACAAUUGAAAGGACUUCUCAUGAACAAAUGGGGCAUUAAACAUGUAUACAUAAUGUUGUCUAGAAUUUAAUAUCUGAAUAUCAUCUAAUGAGUCCCGAUGGUGAAAAGAAAACAGAGGAGAGUUUUGCACUAUGUGAAAGAGGGGAGCCUGAUGAAGUUAAAGUCGUUCCUUCGUAAACACAAGGACCUGGAGCUGAACUUCACGCAGGGGAAGAAGCACAGAAGCCCCCUACACAUUGCCUGUUCGCACGGGAAUGAUGCAGUUCUCAGACUGCUGCUGAAACACGGAGCAGACCCCCUUCAACCCGACAGAAAUGGAGACACACCGCUACAUCAGGCCGCAAAAAGAGCCCUCAAACAUGGCAAAAGAGCUUAUGAUGAUCUGGUGGUGCCAUUGCGAAAAAACUGUCCAGAAGCCAUGGAUAUUUCUAAUAAAGCAGGAGUUAUGCAUCUUGAAAUUCAUGGGAACGUCAAAAAUGAAUCCUAUGUUGAUCCAGAGCAGCAAUGGAGAGAGAAGCUGUUAGGCGAAUGCCAGGAUGAGUUUUUUGAGACGUUCGGACAGUAUGAUGAAGAAGGGGGAUUUGCCAGCAAAGUACCUGGCAACCCAUGGGCGCAAUCUGCACACCGGCAAGUUAAAAAAUGUGUUAAAAAGAAGAAGGGGGAUUUGCCAGCAAAGUACCUGGCAACCCAUGGGCGCAAUCUGCACACCGGCAAGGUCUGUGCUUCACGGGAGUGA
Sinocyclocheilus grahami is the source of this 786-nucleotide messenger RNA. Its product is annotated as NF-kappa-B inhibitor-like protein 1. Gene Ontology annotation, molecular function: protein binding. NCBI's taxonomy places the organism in Eukaryota, Metazoa, Chordata, Actinopteri, Cypriniformes, Cyprinidae. The record is from RefSeq and is a predicted model, not a curated record. Bases 148 to 786 code for a protein of 212 amino acids. Gene Ontology annotation, biological process: negative regulation of canonical NF-kappaB signal transduction. The transcript has 5 exons.